Klebsormidium nitens is the source of this 2468-nucleotide messenger RNA. Lineage: Eukaryota; Viridiplantae; Streptophyta; Klebsormidiophyceae; Klebsormidiales; Klebsormidiaceae. The record is from the annotation of a GenBank genome assembly.
GUCAUGGUCCAUGGUCGUCGCGAGUCCAAGACUGUACUAGUGUCACGGUUCGCAUUAGCUAGGCUGGCAUCACCCCCGGUGCACGUGCACAUGUAAUUUGUAAACACCAUGGCUGCUUUCCAGGAGCUUCCACUUCUCGCACAACACUACCUACCUAGCUGCCCCGACUCUUUUGCGAAGCGAAUGCAGAUCAUGUACCCAUCCUUCAGCACCAAAGCGCACGUUCUGCAUUCUUCAACAGGGUAGGCGGUUGCAUGAGCAUUGAGGCCCUCCUCCGGAAGAGCGAGCUGUGGGGGCUAUCAGUCAGGUUGCCUGUCAGAGAGAAUCCAGGAAGGCCCAGUGCUGCUCUCAGGAGCUUGCCAGCUUCUAGUGCAUCUACUUGGCUAACUUACUUUUGCGAAGGUGUUUGAGAAACGUGUUGGGGAGUGGCUUCAGCAAGCAACGAGUGAGCUCAGCGUUGUUGUGCUGAGGAGAGGAGUUGUGCGAGCUUGAGCACUAUGGGGCACUCAUCCAGAGGGUGGGGGGCAGCUCUGCUGGGGUUGCUGGCAGUGGUGCAGAUUGUAAGUAUAAGCGCGCAGACCCUGAGCACAGGCAGUCUGUCUGUCUCCUGGGACGUGGUCAAGUCUAGCAUAAAAGAGUACACAGUGGUCGUGAGGUUAAGGAACAACCAGCUGAUUAACCCGGUUCCUGCGCCGGGGUGGGCACUGAGCUGGACGUGGCAGCAGAAUGAGAUGGUGGAGACUGUGGAUGGGGCACAAGUGUUGAACCUCGCAGAUUGCAGCGGCACAUCUGCAGCGGAUGACUUCCCGGACAAGGUGUGGUACGCAGUCACGUGCGCAGCGCGCCCCAUUUUUGUGAGCACAUACAAUCAGGGGUACCUGCCGGCAGCGUCGGUUGACAACGUCAACAACACGGCGCAAUUCACAAUUGUGUUGGGCAAGGGCUCUGACUACUGGGGCGUGGGUAACUUGACUCUUCCCUCCGACUUUGACAUCGGCCUCCCCGGGUAUCAGUGCACGCUGCCCGCCCCGGUGGCAGCCGGCCGCAGCGUGCCUGUGUCCAUUGGGGGCAGGCAGUAUUACACUGCCAUCAGGUCGUACGACUUCACGUGCUUUCUCUCACCGCAGUUUGUGGCCAAGCCCACCUGCUGUGUCUCCUUCUCAGGUUUUUUCAACAACACCGUUGCAACAUGCCCCGCCUGUGCCUGCGGCUGCAAUGCCACUCUUGGCUCCAAUGCCACUCUUGGCUCCAAUGCAACCGCGUGUGCCUCCCGCCAGUCGGGGCCCAACGCUGCCACGCAGCUGCUGUUCGGCCCUGCCGUUCCUACCACGUCCUCACAGCAAAUCAGCUCCAAGCAAACCCUGGAUACUGCCCCGCGGCCGUGCAGCAGCGGGUGCAUGACGGACAUCCACUUUGCGGUGAGCCAGGAGUUUGGCGGGGGGUGGCAGGUGCAGGUGGCGAUUGCCAACACGCGCGCCACGCCCAUCGCGGACUGGCUGCUCGCCAUGGACCUGCCGCUCGCCAAUUACCUGGAGGCCGUAUACACCGUGCAGCACGACGCCGCGCGUCAGCUGCCCAACUUCGCCAUCUUCUCGGGCCAGCCGUACUACAAUGACGUCAUCCCGUCCGCACCCGGCAACGUGCAGUGGAUCAUGAAUUUCAACAAGACGGCCGUGGCCCCCGCGACGGGUCCCAAGAUCAAGAUCAUCGACCAGAACGCUUUCCCGACGGCCGUCUACUUCAUGGGCCAGCAGUGCGCGCUUCCACCGUUUGACGCCAUCCCGAGCAACAUGUUGGGGCAGACCUCAGGAGCGGCCAGCGGGCGCCGGAUAAGCGCCGCACUGGUGAUCGCGGCCUUGGUAGCGCUUUCGACAGUGCUGUUGUAAUAUGGAGCUGACGUCACGACGCUAACCACUACCACCUCAGCCGAAAAGGGGUUUGGGCAGGGACUCGGCGAUACUACUGACACAGUGCAACCCUUUUCCGGUGCACAGGCGGGACUAAGUUAGGAUGUAUCCGGUGGAGGAGCUUCGCUUACCACGUGCCUUGCUGUUUCUGUAUACCGUUGCGUGUCGCCCACAACGUGAGAAGGUAUGGUGGGCGGCUGGGGAGGAGUGAAUCAGAGUCUAUCAAAGUAUUCUUUGUAGUUAGUAGCAUAUAGGAAAGGUUGUCGGGUUGAUGCUUGAUCCAUUCUCAGGACCACGCCACUCGCAGAACGUUCUGACCAUCGACAUAGAGGUACGGUAGCACAUGGAGACGUGGGGCUUGUGAUCAAGCAGGUAACUGAACAUGCGAGGACACGUAGUAGGCUAUAGAUGGAUGAUGCAUGUAAAUUAUACUUUUGAAUCUGAUGUUUGGUGUCCAAAGCAGGGUGCAUGGGCCAUCGCUUGAGGAUCAGGACUUCAUUCGAUUAGAGAUCGUACCUAUAAUUGCGAGCUCUUCUCCAUGCAUGCUAGCACAUGUACGGC